GCAGCGCAGACACAUUGCUUUCCAUGCAUGUUACUCUCCUCAGAGUUCGUCCAGAGGUGUAGUUCUUCCACGGAGUCAGCUUCCACAGCUGAGAAUGCGAAGGCCUCUCCGGCCUUGAAGACCACGAGCAGCAACGAUGAGAAAGUCACUAAGUUGGUGCAGCGGAUGAGUGCAAGACAUUUGGAGCUCAUCCGGGAGUUGAGCGCGAAGAAUCGCGAAAAGGAGGAACAGUUAAAGAAAGAUGAGCAACGGCAACGCAAAAGGGAGAGCUCCCUACGCACACGAAUCCUGGCGCGGAUGGGUGAUGAUGAUGAGAAGUUGGACAAAGCUGAUUAUCCCAGCCUUCCACCGGAUGAGACGGCAUCAGCCGACGAGAGAAGACUAUGGAAGUUGAAGUGCAACAUGGAUAUUGAGCGACGGCAGCAAGAAGCCAUCCAGCGGCUGCAGGAGUUCCAAAGGGUGAAGAGCCUGAAGCUGGAGCGAGAGCAACUCAAGCGGCAGUGGCGUGCCCAUCGAGCAAAGAGCUAUUUGCUGGAGCAAUGCCAAAACACCGACCUGAAAGAGUACUUGGAGUCCAAGGAGAAGCCACGAGCACUUCCCCGACUUCCACCUCGAGAGGCCUCCCUUUCGGCAACUCGGGUGGCGUCCAAGCGCACCGAGUCCGAGUCGGAGGUUGAUCGAGAUGCCAGUCCGACUCCCCCGGAGACUCCCCGAAACACGGUCACCCUGAUGGAGCGUGAGGAGGACAUGGAGGAAAUGGACCAACUCUGCGAGGCCAGCCCCUCGACGAGUUCCAUGGUGGCCAGUCCCCUGGGGCCGAAGGUGGCCGCCCGGGCCGACGUGAUCUCGCGCUUUGUCCGACGGAUGCGAAGCGCGCAGAUUGCCCUGAAGACAGCGCGGCAUUUGUCGGAUUGGAAGCGUCUCAACUGCUGUCCACAGUCCACUUCUGUGUUUAUUUGUGCAGGAGGCUAUCCCGACUUUACGAAAGCCAUGGUAGCCAGAGGUUGGUUUCAGAACGAAGACAAGGAGUCUCGCUUCUUCGACCUCAAGUGGGCUCCGGCCUCGGCGAUUGAUCACGACCAUCUCUUGCCGAACCAGGCGGUGAAUCACUUCCAUGGCAAUCGCGAGAUCACCACCAAGGUGGGGCUGACCUUGAAUCUCCGGAGCUGCUUACCACUCUGCAGUGCAGAUCCGGACUCUUUCUAUCCACGUGCCUACGACUUGUACGACCCCUUAGAGCGUGCGGACUUCGCUUUAAACUUCAAGUUCACCAAGGCACAGGCGAUCCUGCGGGAAUUCAUCCGGAACAUCGAUUCGCAAGCUGCCAUGACCUUCAGCAGCGAUGUGGUGAGUACUGCCUUCAAGAUCUGCCUGCGGCUGGUGACCGAUCCAGCGGAGAUCAUGGACUGCCCACAGCUCGCAGAAGCCUUGGCCAUGGUCUCUGCAGAGGAAUGGUCCUUGCUGGAGCAGGCGAAGACACAAGAUGCACAUCAGUCGAGUCGAGUGAGCAGAGAAAGCUUCGAAAGUCCAAUGAACUUCCACUACAUGUAGGCUUGGGUGCGUGAUGGUGUAAUAUGGUAUUUAUUUUAUAUAUAUAUAUAUGUACUGUAAGUACACGUAUGUCUAAUAUGUCAUGUGUAUAUGUGUAUAUAUGUG
Messenger RNA from Durusdinium trenchii, 1656 nucleotides. NCBI's taxonomy places the organism in Eukaryota, Dinophyceae, Suessiales, Symbiodiniaceae. The record is from the annotation of a GenBank genome assembly.